Oryzias latipes (Japanese medaka) is the source of this 3381-nucleotide messenger RNA. It is a transcript of the gene arhgap42a, whose product is annotated as Rho GTPase activating protein 42a. The record is from RefSeq and is a predicted model, not a curated record. NCBI's taxonomy places the organism in Eukaryota, Metazoa, Chordata, Actinopteri, Beloniformes, Adrianichthyidae. Gene Ontology annotation, biological process: signal transduction. Gene Ontology annotation, molecular function: protein binding; GTPase activator activity. Gene Ontology annotation, cellular component: cytoplasm.
GUGAGGAAAAGAAGCAUGAAAACAGGAGCCUGAGGAAACUUCCCAGCGACUUUCUCCGAGUUUCCUGACUGUCCGUUGUCUCCGGCCGGGACCGAAUCGCACGUCUGGCUGCAGUUGGGUCAUUAUUAGCCGCGUGAAGUGAGCAGGAGUUCCGAUGGGUCUGCCGACGCUGGAGUUCAGUGAUUCUUUCCUGGACAGUCCAGAGUUCAGAGAUCGGCUGCAGUGCCAUGAAGUGGAGCUGGAGCGCACCAACAGAUUUAUCAAAGAGCUCAUCAAAGACGGGAACUCGCUCAUUUCUGCGCUCAGAGGCCUCUCUCUGGCAGUGCAACGCUUCUCCCAGUCUCUGCAGGAGUUUCAGUUUGAGUGCACUGGAGAUGCGGAAACGGAUGAUGAGAUUAACAUAGCUCAGUCCCUGAAGGAGUUCUCGCAGCUCCUAAACACCAUGGAGGAGGAGCGAAAGCGGCUGAUCCAGAAUGCUGACAAUCUUUUGAUCUCACCGCUGGAGAGGUUUCGUAAGGAACAAAUCGGAGCUGUUAAGGAAGGAAAGAAGCAGUUUGACAAGGAGACGGAAAGGUAUUACUCUGUCCUGGAGAAGCAUCUCAACUUGUCCUCUAGAAAGAAAGAGUCUCAGCUGCAGGAGGCUGAUGCUCAAAUCAAGAAGGACAGGCAGGGGUUUUAUGAUGCAUCGCUGCAGUAUGUGUUCAAGAUCCAAGAGGUUCAGGAGAGAAAGAAGUUUGAGUUUGUGGAGCCGUUAUUAGCCUUCCUUCAAGGCCUGUUCACCUUCUACCAUGAAGGCUAUGAGCUGGCUCACGAGUUUGAACCCUACAAGCAACACCUUCAGUUUAACCUGCAAAAUGCUCGGAACAACUUUGAAAGUACCCGCGUUGAGGUUGAGAGGCUGAUGAAGAGGAUCCGGUCGGCUGAAGAGGACUUCAAACCCCCCAGCUCCUUUACCAUGGAGGGGCAUCUGUACAUCCAGGAGAAACGAGCAUUGGGCAGUGUGUGGACCAGGUACUACUGCACCUAUGAGAGGAGCUCCAAGAUGUUCACUAUGAGCGGCACAGAGGCCAGAGCAGCCAGCAGACAGAACGGUGUGGUGGGCGGAGCCCCAGAGGUGUUCCGGCUACGCUCCUGUGUCCGAAGAAAGACGGAUUCCAUUGAUAAGCGCUUCUGCUUUGACAUCGAGGUGAUAGAGAGACAUGGCGUUAUAACACUACAGGCGCACUCAGAGGCCAACCGACGGCUUUGGAUGGAGGCGAUGGAUGGUAAAGAACCUAUUUACACUCUUCCCUCACUGCUCAGUAAAAAAGAGGAAACAUUUCUCAAUGAGGCAGGCUUCACCUUUGCAAAGAAGUGCAUUGAGCUGAUAGAGGCACGAGGUAUUACUACCGUGGGCCUGUACAGGACAGGAGGAGUGAACUCCAAAGUGCAGCGGCUGAUGACCAGCGUGUUUGCGUCCACAGCUACUUCUGAGAUACAGCUGGAUUCAGAUGUCUGGGACAACAAGACCAUAACCAGCGCCCUUAAGGAUUAUUUUAGAUGUCUGGCAGAACCCCUGCUGACCUACAGGCUGCAUAAAGACUUUGUCAGGGCUGCAAAAUUCGAAGACCAGAGUUACAGAGUCAGAGCCAUUCAUGCUCUUGUGCACAAACUGCCAGAAAAAAACAAAGCCAUGUUGGACUUGUUGACCAACCACCUCCUCAAAGUGUCCUCUCAUAGUGACCAAAACCAGAUGACUGUGUCCAACCUGGGAAUGAUCUUUGGGCCCACACUGAUGAGGUCACAGGAGGAAACGGUGGCCGCCAUGAUGAACAUCAAGUUUCAGAAUAUCGUGGUGGAGAUAAUCAUUGAGAACCACAAAAAGAUCUUCGGCGAGGCCCCGGACCUCUCGGUACCUGUGCCUUCAGCUCCUUCAUCACGCUCAACUCCUCGUAGGAGCAAAGCCAUUUGUCUGUCUUCUGGAAGAAGAAAGGCCCGUCUGUAUUCUCCUGCUCUGUGCCUGGCAGACAACGACAGUGACACUUUCAGUAGCAGUCCUGGUGCAACCCCCAUGGGGAGCCUGGAGUCCCUGUCCUCUCACUCCUCUGAAAAGAACGGGUUGUCUCAAACAUCGUCCCCGUCUUCCCCCGCGGCUGAGCCUGACCCUCCAGACCCAGUGUCUCCACCUGCAGCCCCGUCUGAUCAGACACAGCGGUCGGACGGCGCCCCCUCUGCCCAUCCCCAGUCUACCACUUCCUGGUCUGCAGCUCCGCUGGCUCCCGUGGAGCAAACAUCUUCUGUGUCCUCUUCCACAUCCUCGUUACUCUCCGCAGUGGAAAAGUCUUUCAACAGAAACUCAACCGCUUCCUUGUAUUCCCUAAAGGAGUCAAAAUCUCUUUCCAGAGGAGCUGGGUCCAGCCCCCCGGCCCAGCGCUCAUCUUCUGCUGGGGUUGAAGGACCUGCUAAGAGAACCGCCUCUGUCUCGUCCAUGAGCAAUCAUUCCACUAGUAAAAGAGACACUUCCAAAGAAACCAGAGGGGAGGACUCCACCUCUCCUCAGCUGCACACUUCUGAGUACAGGACUGCUUCCUCCUCUUCAUCUUCAUCCUCUUCAUUGUUUCCCUACCCGCUGUCCGAGUCUUCUUCUCUCACAUCCCUGCACAUCUCCGAGGAUUACAAAAGCUGUCAUGGAUCAGUACAGAGUCUCGCAUCCCUGGAUUCAGUCCACAAACCUUCACGCAUGUGCUGCGGCUCUGAUCUGAAGCGCUCCACCACCACCAACACAUUCCAGAAGCCCAGGUCUCUACUGUCCGUCAACCAGCCGCAGCGUGACAGCUCCGUGUUCCUGUCAGCUUUGGACAUAUGUCCCUCUGGAAGGGAUGCUAAAGCUCUUUAUUCCUGCAAGGCAGAGCACAGUCAUGAGCUGAGUUUUCCACAGGGGGCGCUGUUCUCAAACGUGUGUCCAUCUGUGGAACCAGGUUGGCUGCAGGCCACCUAUAAGGGCAGAACGGGCCUUGUGCCUGAAAACUACAUCAUCUACAUCUGACAGGACUGAUGCUGUCAUCAGCACCAAAAUCCAGCUUUGGACCAAGAUCAGACAUCAAAGACCUUUUUACCUGAACCUUAGACUACUGUGAGGAAAGAAUACUAAUCUGUGUACUGUUAGUAGCUGUGUCAGGUGCAGUAAAUGUUAAUACUGGAGUCCAUAGUGCUCUUUUAUGUUAAACCCUAUUGCCUUCUGCAGCCUUUACAAAUCAGUCGCAUGCAGUAAAUAUGUCUCAAAGGUACAACCUUUCAGUUUUAAUAAUUUAUAUGAAUUUUAUUAGUGUUCACAUGUCUGCACUGGGACUGAAUGAACUGGAGUCUUCUGCUGUCCAAUAAAAAACUAAUUUAGACAAACGA